Aureobasidium subglaciale EXF-2481 is the source of this 1776-nucleotide messenger RNA. RefSeq lists its product as uncharacterized. Lineage: Eukaryota; Fungi; Ascomycota; Dothideomycetes; Dothideales; Saccotheciaceae. Gene Ontology annotation, molecular function: zinc ion transmembrane transporter activity. The transcript is spliced from 8 exons. Gene Ontology annotation, biological process: zinc ion transmembrane transport. Gene Ontology annotation, cellular component: plasma membrane. The record is from RefSeq and is a predicted model, not a curated record. The coding region runs from base 1 to 1776 and encodes 591 amino acids.
AUGCAUACCUCUCUGGUCCUUCUUGCGCUCUUGGGCGAUGCUCUCGUGCAAGCCCAGUCACUGAGGACGUUCUCGUUGACUGCAUGUACCACACAGAGUGGCGUAGUAAACUGUUUGCGUGAUGGGACAACAGUGCCGUGGACGACAUUGAGCAGUACAGCAACAGCAGCACCUUCAACUACCGUCGACCCUAGCACCACUCAAGCAGAAGUAUCCGCUGUGCCGACUGCUAUCACUGGUUGCCACAUGCACGGCGAUACCCAAUUCUGUUUUGCUGGAGCUGCAGAGUAUGAGGUGUUGACCACAGCCACUGCUACUGCGGAGCUUCCCUCGGAAUACACUGGCUGCCAUGCUCAUGACACAGACUUGUUUUGCCUUGGCCCUCAGGGCGAGGAAGUUGAGGUCAUUGCAGAAGGCGCAUCUCAUAGCGAUGGAUCUCAUGAGGAGCAUGCGAGCGGAACCUCAUCUCCAACUGUGACCUCAGCGGUAGCCACAGGGGCCGCCCAAGCUUCACAGGUCACAGCACUUACCCAGUGCCAUAUGCAUGAGACUGAACAGUUUUGUAUGGGUCCUAGCGCUACAGAAUAUCUCAUGAAAGUACCCGCGACAGCAACACAGGACCUACCAACUCAAUAUACAGGUUGCCAUGCUCAUGGAGCCCAGCUAUUCUGCAUGAGCCCUUCUGGCGGAGAGGUUCUUGCUCAAGCGCAAACGGCAGACGGAGAAGAGGCAGCUGGUGAAAUUUCUGCUGAUGGAGUCAGCUGCCACUUCCACGCUGGCGUGGAGCAUUGUGUUGAUGCGAACGGCAAUACUGUGGAGGGAACGUGUGAAGCUGUUGAUCGUGAUUACAACAUUCCUCUCCGCAUUGGGCUUGUGUUUGCCAUUCUCGCCACUGCAUCCAUCGGUGUAUUCGGUCCAAUUUUCCUCUCACUUGGCAGAUUCAAGGGAGGUGGUAUGGCCAUGUCGAUAGUCAAGCAGUUUGGUACUGGUGUCAUCAUUUCGACAGCUCUUGUCCAUCUCUUCACACAUGCAGAACUCAUGUUCGCAAACCACUGCUUGGGUGGUCUGAAGUAUGAAGCCACCACUGCCGCAAUUGUGAUGGCGGGUAUCGUCAUAUCCUUCGUACCAGAGUAUAUCGGGGCUAGAGUCUUCUUGUGGCGUGUGUCAAAGCAGACGGGUGAAAUUCCUGCUUCACCAACUCCAGACCAAAGUCACGACUCAAAGGGGGCUGUGAACAAUGAUGCUCCAGUCGGACAUCAUCUCAUUCACUCAGGUGAUGCCCAUGCUCAAUCGCCCGCUCUGCAGAAGCUCAAAGUCAACAUCAUGGAAGCUGGAAUCAUCUUCCACUCUCUGCUGAUUGGCCUCACUCUUGUCGUCGCCGGCGACUCGGGCUUCAUCACCCUCUUCAUCGUCAUCAUCUUCCACCAGAUGUUCGAAGGUCUCGCUCUUGGCUCCCGCAUUAGCGAUCUUGAGAUCCGAAUGGCAGAGAAAAUCAUCAUGGCCACUGCCUUUGCGCUCGUAACACCAAUCGGCAUGGCGAUUGGCAUUGGCGUGUUGAACCAGUUCAACGGCAACGAUCCUUCGACCAUCAUUGCAAUCGGUACGCUGGACGCGUUGAGCGCUGGUAUUUUGCUUUAUGUGGGAUUGGUAGAGAUGUUGGCGCAUGAUUGGAUGCAUGGGGAACUGAGUAGAGCGCCUCUGAAGCAAGUGGUUCCCGCUGCAGUCAGUCUGGUUGCUGGGUUAGUAUUGAUGAGUGUGCUGGGAAAAUGGGCCUAG